Durusdinium trenchii is the source of this 1167-nucleotide messenger RNA. NCBI's taxonomy places the organism in Eukaryota, Dinophyceae, Suessiales, Symbiodiniaceae. The record is from the annotation of a GenBank genome assembly.
AUGCAAGGAGCCGAAAGAGCAUCAGACCCAUCCGGACACGCAAGCGCAAGAGGACUGAGAAGCGCUGACAGCGGGAAGGGCUCCGUGGCUUCUGAGGGUGGAAAGGGCAGUGUCAGGAUGGUGGGUCGUGGCCGGAGUCCGAACAGUGAGAGCAGCACUCCCUCGCUGAUGCCGCCGAACCCCGUGGUCGUUUCACAGGUUUGGUCAACAGACGAGAGUAGCUUGGAUGAGGCUGGAGAUGACCGCUACCUCUUUGCAGAUGAGAAAAGCAGCCGCAGGACUAGCAGUGGCUACAUGAAGCGAAGGCGUGCUUCAAGAGCGUCCUCAUCUGGAGGAUUUCCCGUUGCUUGUGCAGCCACAGAAGAGAACGGAGACUUUGAGAGUGCAGGAGACUCCAGAGCGCCUGCACCACAGGCCAGAAGUCAGCCAAGAGCUUCCCUUUUGGAGAGUCUCAGCGAAGGGGUGGCCAACCUUUGGUCCCGUGAGCCCAAGGGAGCGAAAACACCCCCCUCACGGGACUCCAUCCAAUCGACUGUUCUGGUCACACAGGACGGUGAGGAGAAGUUCUUGGAAGAGGAGUGCCACCAUCAGCGCAAGGAAGAUAAAUCUAGCAUUGAAGACGUGCAAGCCCACCGGGGCCUCUUCGCGGCCGCAGACUUGGCCCAAAGCUUGAAGAGGCUCUCAUCAGAUCUCUCGGCAGGUGUCGUUUCAAUGGCAGAUUCACUUCGACAGGCUCCUCCUGAGGCUAGGUGGACUGGUGCCCGAGACCUUGAUAGCAUGUAUCCUGCCAGCCCCAUUACAGACGACAGGACGACGUUGAAUUUGGAUAGCUUGAUGAACGAGGCCCACUUGCCGUUCCGGCAGCUGCUGCAGGAGGUUCCGGAUCCGGAGAACACCCCGGGCGGCAUCCUGGCCUCGUUCCCGAGACUUCAUCGCUUGCAGGGCGUGAGCCAGGAAUUCGCAGCCCGUGAGCUCGCAGCUGCUGGGGGUUCUUUGCCUGACACAGGUUCCAACGGGCGCCCAGCUGGUAUUGCGGAGGAGGCGGGCGUGCGGGCACCCAGCUGGAGCAGGCAAACCUGGUGCAUCUGUAUUCAUCCGCUGAAGGCUAUGAGGCGGUCACCCACGAGCUCACCGGUGAAGAGCACCAGCUUUGGGAUGUCUUUGUGA